Syzygium oleosum is the source of this 2760-nucleotide messenger RNA. RefSeq lists its product as uncharacterized. The record is from RefSeq and is a predicted model, not a curated record. The transcript is spliced from 5 exons. Gene Ontology annotation, molecular function: zinc ion binding. Lineage: Eukaryota; Viridiplantae; Streptophyta; Magnoliopsida; Myrtales; Myrtaceae. Bases 1 to 2757 code for a protein of 918 amino acids.
AUGGACAACCAGUCAACUCUGGUUUGUCUUGUUGGAGGUGCUGGUCAGGGUGCUAAUGAGAAUGCUGGUCAGGGUGCUGGUAAAAGUAAGGGCAUUGGUGGAGGUGCCUGUGAGGGUGUUGGCCAAGGCGAGGGCAUUGGUGAGGGUGCCGUUGAGGGUAUUGGUUUAGAUUGUAAUUUCUCAGUUGAUAAGGGUGAUGGUGCUACAUUAGAGAGUAAUGAAUUUAUGGUGGAUGAUUUAGAUGUAUCGGUAGAUAAUGUUGAAAUUGAUUCAGACAAUGAAUACUCAUCUAAUCUAGUCGAUACAAUAUUCUCGACUGAUGAUGAGGAUAAUGAUGAUGAGGAACUUGUAGAAGCAAGGAAGAACAUUAGGGAGUUCCACAAGAGGGUCACAAAGGGUUGGAUUAUAGCGGAACCACUCACGAAAGUUGUACCAUCCCAACAAUCUAUAAGAGAAUCAUCUAAUCGCGAACAAUCUGAUGUGGUUAUUGCUGAAGGUGGUUACCAAACAGACUAUUAUGAAACAGAUGGAGAUGAGAGUUUAAGUUCUGAUGUAGAGCGAGAAGAUAGUGAUGUGACAAGAAGGAGAAGUAGGUUUCCAAUGUAUGAUCCUGAUAGUGUAGUGCCUUUUUUUUCUACGUCUAUGAAGUUUGAUGAUAGUAGGCAAUUUAAAGAUGCUCUCAUAAAGUACUCAGUAGCCGAGCGUAGAGAGAUAAAAUUUGUCAAGAAUGAAAAAAAAUUUGUUAGAGCAAAAUGUGCGGAUGCAAAUUGUGCUUGGAGGAUUUCUGCAUCUUUGGAUGGUAGAACUGGGUCAUUCCAUGUGAAGACCUACCACGAAGAACAUUCAUGUAGCAUCGGCUUUAAUAAUAAGAGGGUCACGAGUUCUUGGUUGGCAAAGCACUACCUUAGUACAAUUAGAGCAAUGCCAACCAUCAAAACUAGUGCUUUGAAGGAGCUUAUCAAGGAUCAGUUGGGCUUAAAUGUAAGUAUGAAUCAGUGUACAAAGGCUAGGUUGCUUGCCUUCCCUGUUUUGAUGGGAAACUAUGAGAAAGAAUAUGCAAAGUUGUGGGAUUAUGCAGAGGAGCUUAGGGAGACAAAUCCUGGGAGUAGUGUUAUACUGAAGGUUGAGAAGCCCGAAAUGCAUUCUAAGGCAUUCUUUGAGAGAAUGUAUAUCUGUUUUGCUGCAUGCAAAAAAGGUUUCCUUGAUGGAUGUAGGAAAGUGAUAGGGUUAGAUGGUUGCUUCUUAAAAGGAAUUUGUAAAGGGGAGAUCUUGUGUGCCAUUGGAAGGGAUGCAAAUGAUCAGAUGUUUCCAAUUGCAUGGGCAGUUGUCAAAGUUGAGAGUGGAGACACCUGGAAUUGGUUCUUGACACAGUUGAUGUGGGACCUCAACAUUAUAAACACAUAUGGACGAGGUUGGGUCAUAAUCAGUGAUAAGCAAAAGGGUCUUCUACAAGCUGUGGCAGAGUUGUUGCCUGCAGCUGAGCAUAGAAUGUGUGCUAGACACAUUUAUGCCAACUGGGGCAAGAAGUAUAAGGGAGUACAAAUGCAAAGAUUGUUUUGGCAGUGUGCUAAGAGCAAUACCAUGGUAGAGUACGAUGAACAUGCUCAAGCAUUGAAGAAAAUUAGUCCUGCUGCAUAUCAUGACUUAGUUCAAACGGAGCCAAAGCACUGGUCAAAGGCUUUCUUCACCACUAAGGUCAAAUGUGAUAUAGUUGACAACAACUUAUGUGAGGCAUUCAACGGAAGAAUCGUAGAUGCCAGGUGUAAGUCCAUUUAUAGCAUGUUAGAGGAGAUGAGGAUAAUGAUAAUGACAAGGAUGCACACACAAAGGGAUGCAUGUGCUCGAUGGAGGAGAGACUGUGGUCCAAGAAUCGUAAAAAAAUUGGAAGAAAAUAGACUUGCUGCAACUUGCUCCCAAGUGAUAUGGAAUGGUGAUAAUGGAUAUGAGGUGAUGGAAAAGGGUGAGAAGUACGUGAUCGAUGUAUUCAAGAGAGACUGUACUUGCAGGAGGUGGCAGCUUACUGGCAUCCCUUGUCCCCAUGCCAUUUCUGCUUUAAAUCAUAGGCAUGAGGAUGCAUAUGAUUAUGUCGAUGUGUGUUACAAGAAGGAGAAGUUCUUAGCUGCAUAUCAGAACAUGCUUAUGCCAGUUCGAGGAGAGAGAUUUUGGAAAAAAACUAACAAUGAGGCACCUGAACCACUUCCAGCUAGGGUGAAGCCUGGCAGACGUAAACAUAAAAGAUUAAGGGAGGAAGGUGAGGUGGCAAGUGGAACUCGGAUGUCGAGGAGAGGAAUGAAGAUGACUUGUCAAACUUGCAAGAAAACAGGACACAAUAGUUUGACAUGUCCAGUUAGGAAGGCUAGGUCUACCGCUUCACAAACACACUUUUCAAGGAAAAAACUUUCGGUUCAGAGACAUAUAGGCGAAGGUGCAAGCGACGGUGUUGGUGGGACACCAAUUGCUGAUGCUGCGCCUGGGACACCUGUUUGUAGGACUGUUCAGAGGCAUACGGGCGAAGGUGCGAGUGGUAGUGUUGGUGGAGCACCAAUUGAUGGUGCUGCUCCUAGGACGCCAGUCCACGAAACUAUUACAAGUUCCGCACAUGGCAAGAGACAAAGAGUUGAUGUACAAACACAUGUUGAAUCAACAUCAAAAGCAACUGCAGUUGAAGUUCCAGUUAAAGCAAGAGGCCCAUCAAGAAAGAAGAAAAAUAGUGACAAGAAGCAACUUCAACCUACAAGAAAAAGUGAUAGGAAGUAGUGU